Molecule: messenger RNA, 3112 nt
Organism: Etheostoma spectabile (orangethroat darter)
Lineage: Eukaryota; Metazoa; Chordata; Actinopteri; Perciformes; Percidae
Gene: zdhhc21
Product: zDHHC palmitoyltransferase 21
Exons: 8
Coding region: 87-884 (265 amino acids)
Biological process (GO): protein targeting to membrane; peptidyl-L-cysteine S-palmitoylation
Cellular component (GO): Golgi apparatus; endoplasmic reticulum
Molecular function (GO): protein-cysteine S-palmitoyltransferase activity
Source: RefSeq, a predicted model, not a curated record
AGGCUCGGAUGAGGAAGUACAGCUCCGUGGAUACGCGCGUUACAUAAGACAGCAACUGAAAAGUAUACCCCGGAGUGCCAGCAGCCAUGAAGCUACGACUCCACUUCGUGGUGGACCCCAUGGGCUGGCUGUGUAUCAGCGUGGUGUUCGGGAUCUGGCUCUACAACACUUUCUUUAUUCCCAAACUGGUUCUCCUUCCACACUACAACGAGGGACACAUCCCCUGGGCCAUAGUUGUCUGUUAUUACACAGCAUCAGCACUCUGCCUAGCAGCCCUGUUCAGAGCCUCCACGGCUGAUCCGGGCCGUCUUCCCGUGGACCCCCACAUACCUCACUCUGAGCGAGAGCACUGGGAGUUGUGCAAUAAGUGCAACUUGAUGAGACCCAAAAGAUCCCAUCACUGCAGUCGCUGUGGCCACUGUGUACGCAGGAUGGACCACCACUGCCCCUGGAUCAAUAACUGUGUGGGAGAAGACAACCACUGGCUCUUCCUGCAGCUCUGCUUCUACACUCAGGUUCUCAGUCUGUUCACCCUGGUGCUGGACUUCUGCCAGUACUAUUACUUCCAGCCCCUGACGGGACUAGACCAGGAGAAGUUUACGACGCGCCAUGAACUGGCUCUGCUGCGGGGCUCGACGCUCAUGGGUCUGGUCAUGUUUGGGGGCAUGACCAGCAUGUUCUACAGUCAGAUGGCAGGCAUCCUCUCCGAUACCACCACCCUUGAGAAAAUGGCUCUCUUCUCAAAGGAAAUAUAUGGCUCAAAGAAAUCCUGGCAGUGGGCGCUAGCUGAAGUUUGCGGCACCCGCUGGAAACUGCUGUGGCUCGUCCCGCUCCGAAACAGACAGGCGCUCCACGCCGGCCACCACCUCCGCACCCACGUGUAGGCCGGCGACGCCACGGUUCCUCCCGCCUGCACAGAUGUUCCAGAUGAAACACUGUACGCACACUUCAGAAUCCAUCUGUUCGCCUUCCCCGUCCUCGUUUGUGUGCUUCGGGUGCGAGGCAGCGGUCUCUACAAGGGAGUGACGGGGAAAUGUUGCUUUUUUUUACUCACUGUGACUGCUGUUUUUAGCAUUUGGAUACUUUAAAUGGCUAAUUGCAUCAGAAGGAUGGCACCUGAACGCAGCUGGCGAAAGGGACCCCUCUCAGGUUACUUUAACAAAGAGCCUUCCUGCUGCCCUUUAAUCCGCUACAGACAGGAGCCGUGUGGCUAGUAGACAGGCAGGUUUUUACGUGUAAAGUUCGUGCCUUGUUUCUUUAAACUAUGUUGACCUUUUUAUUGUUUUUUUAAAGCAUGAGCUGUGUUUCUGUUUGGAUAUUUUAUGGUUCCAGUUUGGAAAUGGCUUGUGAACGGUGGAGGAAUCUGCAUUGCUUUACUUGGGGAUCACUUGAUGAUUCAUUCAUGUUUUUUAUUGCAUUCUUUUAUGAAGGUUUUUAUCUAUGAUGAGAUGUUUUUAUGAAGCAUGGCCAAAGAACAAAGGUCAUAACUUGAAGGCUGAUAUGUGACACUAUUAUGACACAAAAUGACAGUUAGUCCUUGACCAUGCCAUGGUAAAAAAUCUCAAAUUAGAACCAAGUUUCUGCUAUCAAUCCUAGGCUGGAUAUGUUCUAAUCAAAUGUGCUGUAUAAUCAGCUGGUUUCUGGGAGUAUAUCAUAUAGUCCGCAGCCAAUUCAUAUCACAACCUGAUCAUAAUCUGUUGUGAAAUCCUUGUUAAUGGGGUUAGAGUGCCACACGCUAUCCUCAAAGAAAACGCUGUUUAUCUAAAAAAGAAUGGUUGGACAUUUUGUGAAAUACACUUUUUUGCUUUCUUGCGCAGUGUAAGAUGAGAAAAUAUAUAUUUGUAUAUUUUCUCAUGCCAAGAGGUGUAAAUGAUCUUCUUAUCUAACCCGUGGCAAGAAAGCAAAUACAUGUAAUUUACAAAAUAUCGAUUUGCUGUCAUAGUUAGGUCUUAAACUUGUGGCUUUAUAAAUGCACAUAUUUAUAAGUAAUACAAAAACUAGCAGAUUAGUCUACAUGUGGUGACAUGAGUUAUUUAUGGUGUUUUUUUUUAACACUAUGGUACUGUUAAGACAUUUGUUUGAAAUUUGUUUACCAGGAGAAGGAAGAUAAAACAGUGCAUACUAAUACUGGUGUAGCGUGGUUGUUUUUGCAUAUAAUACGUUGCAAUCCCAUAGCUGAACCUGUACAAAAACAAAGCUCGCCAUGUGGUAAAUAUAUAACAAUAUCUAAGUAGUUUUAAGUGCCUUUCUAGGUCUUUUUACUUUCAAAGUACAUAACACUCAUGUUGGUCUCCAUAAAAGCCAAAGACCUGGGGAAAUGUUGCAAUAGUGUUUUAGUAAACGCAUGUUUUACCACAUUUCUGAAUUCAAUAUUAUGCACUGAUUUACACACUGUCACUCUGUUUCACUGCAUCAAUGGCACUCUUAAAAGAAAGUCUCCACUUAAAGUUAUUGUAUUUUACGUGUAUCUUCUGUUUUAAUCAUAUCUUAAAUCAGUUUGUAUUCGCAUGGUGUGUGUUGAUCACUUUGCUCAGUGGUUUUUAUAACUCCGAUUCAGGUUCUUGGAUGUUUGUGUGAGUUAUUAGUUUUGAUUUCUGUUUGUUUGGUGGUGGGAAAAUGGGCUGGGCGAAUUUAUGUGAUUGACAAAUAAGGGCGUGCUGAUAGUUUACAUUCUGUUUAUGUUUUUAAAGCAAUAAGCCAUCUGUAUUGUUACAACAGUACUGACAAAUCUGAUAUGUAUUGUAUCUGUAAGUAUGUAAAUUAGGUUGAUGAGUUUCACUUAUUUCUCACUGACCAGUCACUACCCAACUGACCCAUGUGUCAGUACUUCAGCCUCGAUUACCACUACUGUAGCUGCUGUGUUUUACAGUAUAUCUUUAUUUACCAACUUGUCAGCCUCUACGCCUCAUGUUGUUAGGAGUAGAUUAACAGACAGCGACUCCCAGCUGCUCUCUGGCGUCCCCCAGGGCUCUUAGUUUGGACCCGGGCAGUUUGCUUCACAUUGUUCAUUUGCUGUUUUUGGAAUGUGUUUUGAAGCAUUUUUUUUUUUUUUUACUCAUACCUCAAACACUGGAGCAGUUAAGUUUUGUAAAAUAAAUAAUGACACCACAAA